Messenger RNA from Lathyrus oleraceus (garden pea), 1419 nucleotides. RefSeq lists its product as uncharacterized. Bases 1 to 1419 code for a protein of 472 amino acids. NCBI's taxonomy places the organism in Eukaryota, Viridiplantae, Streptophyta, Magnoliopsida, Fabales, Fabaceae. The record is from RefSeq and is a predicted model, not a curated record. The transcript is spliced from 2 exons.
AUGGUGACUGGAAUACUGUCUGGUAAUCAUAAGGUCCUUGGGGUUUCCAUUCCCUUAAACACUAUUGAACCUGAUAGUGUUGCUUAUCAAGAAAAUAUUGAGUCUUUAGGAAAGAAUAUCUCUGAUGAUGUUGAGCAAACUGAUCCUCAUAAGGAGUCAAAUGUUGACAAACCCUUAGAUAAUGUGGCUGGUGAGGAAGUUCAUGUCACUCAUGAUGUCAGUAACAACCCUAACUGUGAGGCUGCAACAGUAGACCUGGAGGAAUUUUCUGAUAAUGAGUUGUUAUCCUCAGUCGUCCCUAGCAUAGCCAAAAGGGUUAGGACUAGGAGAGAAAAGAAAACAGUGGCUCAAAGGUCCCCCAAAAAGAAGAUUGAUGUUCCAACCUCUUCCAAUACAAAGGUGGCAGUCGAGAGUUCCCUCAAGAGGAAAGUUCAUGGUCCAACCAAAUCUUGGAGCAAAGGGAAGAGGCUGGCUUUGGAAAGGGAAUUAGCUCAGAAUAUCCUGGAAUGUAAGGAUAUUAUGGACCUUAUUCAAGAGGCUGGUUUAAUGAAGACUGUGACUCAGUUCUCAAAAUGCUAUGAGAUGUUGGUAAAGGAAUUUAUUGUCAAUUUGUCUGAAGAAUGUGCUGAUGGGAAGUCUAAGGAAUUCAGGAGAGUGUAUGUGCGAGGCAAGUGUGUAAAUUUCUCUCCCUCAAUGAUCAAUAAGUACUUGGGAAGGCCUGAUGUAGCUCAACCUCAGCUUGAGGUGACUGACGACAAAAUCUAUCAAGUCAUCACUGCUAAUCAAGUCAGGAAGUGGCCUCUCAAAGGAAAGUUGGUGGCCAGCAAACUGAGUGUCAAGUAUGCAAUGCUGCACAAGAUUGGAGCUGCUAACUGGGUGCCCACCAAUCAUAAAUCUACAGUUGCUGUAAUGCUUGGAAAGUUUAUAUGUGUUGUUGGAACCAAAGCCAGUUUUGACUAUGGAUCAUAUAUUUUUGAUCAAACUUUGAAGCAUGCAGGAAGCUUCAGUGUGAAGGGACCUAUAGCCUUUCCCUCUCUCAUCUGUGGUAUUGUGUUGAAUCAGUUUCCAAACAUCUUGACAGAGAAUGAUUCUGUGAAGAAAAGAGACAACCCCAUGUCCUUCAAUCAUAGGCUGUUCCUAGGUACCCAUGUUCCUGACAUUGUCAUGACAACAGGUGAGACACCACGUGUAUGCAAUCCACCAGGUAAAGUUGUUGUCAUUGCAAUGCUUAAAGAAACUUGUAGGGAGUUAGAGGCAAGGAAGCUAAACUUGGAAAAAUUGAUUAGCACUUUGGAGAUGAAUGAAGGUGAUGUGCUUGGUGCAGCUGCUGCAGAAGGAGCUGAAAGACAAGGUGAAGAGGGAGAUGCCAGUCCUGAUGAUGGCACAGAUGAUGAUGCUGACUCUAAGUUAGAUGCCUAG